Gasterosteus aculeatus aculeatus (three-spined stickleback) is the source of this 2872-nucleotide messenger RNA. NCBI's taxonomy places the organism in Eukaryota, Metazoa, Chordata, Actinopteri, Perciformes, Gasterosteidae. The record is from RefSeq and is a predicted model, not a curated record.
UCCUGAAGAAGUUUGUUGCGUCUGAUGAAUAUUGGUUUUCGAAUAACAAAUCUUUGCUUUUUACGGUUUUGUCAAAUUAAAUCGCUUAUUCUUAUUGAAAUAUUCGUGAAGGUAAAGUUAGUAACGCGAAUGAAGUAGAGCUUUUUUUUGGGCAAAGUUGGUGUUAGCAAACAUUACCGAUAACUAACAUAAAUGGAGUCGGAGCGAGUGGAGGGCAGAACCACGCGAUCUCAAAAACACAACAGAGUCAACGGGAGAUGGGGGUCCCUCGCUCCCAUGGUCAACAGCUGCAAGUUGCACCUCACAAGUGUCAAGUCGAAGCCGGAGAGAGCCCACAAGACGUUUACCGUGUUACAGACUGACUCUCAGGGAGAAAAGAACACGCCUCCGUGCGACCCAGGUUGCUCGGGAGGAUUUAAAUUCAAUGCAGUCCCUGGUUUUCCCUUUCCUCGAUCAUCCUGUGACAGUUUUGCAUCCAGUUUUCAACGAAUCGACAUGGACAGGCGCUGUCUGGAGGAAUGCCCCCAGCUGGGCAUUAUGGAUGAACUGCAGCAUCUCAACCUCCAGCACAAUCAAAUUACGGGGAUCCGGCAUCUGUCACAUCUGCAACAGCUUGUUUUCCUGAACCUGUAUGACAAUCACAUCUCUGGAAUGACUGGCCUUGAAUCGCUGAGAUCUUUACGGAUCCUUAAUCUGGGGAAGAACAGAAUCCGGGAGAUAUGCUGCUUGGGAAGCCUGUCCCAACUGAACAUCCUGGAUUUGCAUGACAAUCAGAUCUGCAGGAUAGACAACGUGUCCCACCUGAGCGAGCUGCAAACGUUGAACUUGGCGGGAAACGGCAUAUCCAAAGUGGAAAACCUGCUGGGCCUGGACUGUUUGACUGAACUCAACCUGCGACACAACAGGGUGCUCUUCUCCCGUGGAGUGGACACAGUGAAGUGUUUGCAGGCAAGUUUGUUGUCCUUUGUGUCUAGUUUGGAUCAGCUAGCCUGCGUUGGACACUCGUGCUCCCUUUCCGAGCUCACGCUGGAUGGGAAUCCUGUAGCCCUGGAGACAUGGUACAAGCAGGCCGUCCUGCGCUGUGUGCUUCAUCUCAAACAGCUGGACAUGAAGCGAAUCACAGACGAGGAUCGGCGCAUGGCUGGUGUGCAGGCUCGAAAAGAGGAGGAGAAGAAGAGGGAGAGCCACAAGCAGACCAUUCAUAAGGAGAAGCGGCGUCUGGCGAUCCGUAAUGCAGCGCAGCAGUGGGAGGGCAUCAGGGCCUGCCUGGAACUGCCACCGGCCAACGGGGCUAAAGAAGAAGUCAGUCCGGAGAACAGCCCCGCCCACAGCCCCGCCCAGACCAAUGGCCUGGCACAGGAACCCUCUCCAGAUGAACCAAGACGUGUGAGCCCAGGGUCGGGACCAGAGCGGCCGUCGGCUGGAGCGGAGAGCAGACUGCGCAUCAACAGCCGCCCAAACAGCCCACGAGAUCCCAGGCUGGUGGAGGCGGGGAGCUGCAGUGUUCAGAGCUUGUCCCUCUCCGACAGCCACCUGGCGGAGCUGGACGGGGACACGCUGCGUCUGUUUGGCCCCGGAGCCCUGGAGGCCCUGGAGAGGGGCUGGGGAGUUCAGACCGCCGGCGCCGUCACUGUAAUCGCCUUCCGCUACAUCGACUUCAACGCCAUACUGCCAACACUGCCGCGAAUAAGGGUCAAGUUCCCGAACCUGUCGCACCUGAUCUUCCUGGAAGCCAACAUCAGCCGUCUGCCCCAGCUGGCGGCGCUGGCUCAGGUGAGGCGUCUCGACCAGCUGACCAUCCAGCCGGAUGGAAACCCCGUGGUCAGCCUGGCUCUGUGGCGCUCCUUCGCCGUGUACCGCCUCAACCACCUCAACCUGCAGAGGAUCAACGGCCAGGAGGUAACCAUGAAUGACGUGAUCGCCGCGGAGCGUGUGUUCGGCACGCUGGGUCACAUAGCGGCCACCGAAACGCCGCGUUGCCGCCUCCUCCUGCUGCUGGAGGAGUCCAGGAAGCGCCAGCUGCAGUUCCUGUUGGAGGGGCGUGGCCGGCGGGCAGGACUGAGUCCGGAGGAGCUGCGAGACAACGGGAAGCUCGUGGGAGAAGGCCUGAGCAGAGCGCUGUUCAACUACCCGAGCAGAGACUGCAGUGCAGAGAGCCCGGAGGAGGGCAGUGUGGAGUCAGCUGACCGCGCCGCCAUGGUAGAGCAGUACCUCCAGGAGUUGGUCCAAACGGCGUCCGACACCAACCUGAAGGGCGAGGCCCUGCACAAGCUGUGGCCCUCCAUGUUUGCAGAGAUGGUGCGGGACUGCGUGUUGGAGAUGAGGGACCGCGCAGCCUUCCGCCAAGCCAGCCUCGCCAAGCUCUCUGAGACCAAGUGAAGAGGACCAAAGCGUCACGCUUUAGACCAAACACACACACACGUGGACACACUCAUAACAAGCUCAUUCAUCUGUCUCGUCGUCACUCAGUAACUUAUCGCCGACCAGCAGUUGUUUCAUUCGUUGGAAACAGAAAGGUCUAUUUCCCAAAAGAGCGUGUAGCUCUGUAAGGAGAAGGCAAAGUGUUUUGGAGGAAUUAUCAUAAGAAAGAAUGUAGAUUUCCACAAUAGACAAUCUGUUGGACUCUUCGAUGCUUGAAACUGUGGUAUACUUGAAGACAGUGAAAGUCUUGAGUCACAGUGCAUUGUGGUCCCCUACUGAGCAAGCUGCACUGUCUGAAUGACCUCCCUCCGUGGCUUAAAUAACGUUCCAUGCAUCGCCCCCCUCUCACCUUCUCCCCUCAGAUGUAUAAAGAGACAGGAAUGACUUUUUCUUUGUUUACCACAGAUUUUCUGUAUUGUGCUUAGUAUUAAAAUAUUCUUUAUAAACACUA